Messenger RNA from Nipponia nippon (crested ibis), 771 nucleotides. The record is from RefSeq and is a predicted model, not a curated record. Lineage: Eukaryota; Metazoa; Chordata; Aves; Pelecaniformes; Threskiornithidae.
AUGGAGAAAGAGCAGAAGAAGGACGAAGGGCUGGAGAACUGGAUGAAGACGGAUUUGGGGAUGGAGGGAGGGCUGGAGAAGCGGAGGGAGAAGGUUGAGGGGACGGAGGGCUCCAGAACUGGGGGAGGAAGGACGGACGGACGGACAGAUGGAGCAGUGGAAGGCCGAGGGGCUGGAGAACUGGGGGAAGAAGGAGAAAGGAGGGAUGGCAAAGUGGCUGGAGGAAUCCUUGGCCGGCUGGACAGACGGCCCAAGAACCCUUCCAGAAGGACACCUGGACUGACCCCCUCCUCCGCCCGUCCCCACAGCUCCGUGGACGGCACCGCGGUGCCGCUGCCCUUCUGCCCGCAGGGCCGGGCCGUGUGCGUGACACCCCAAGGUGCCACCACCCUCCUCCUCCUCGCCGACUUCGGCCUCCGCGUCACCGUCGGCCCCGGAGCGGCGGUGGCUGUCACCUUGUCCCCGCGCUACCGCAACGUCACCUGCGGCCUCUGCGGCAACUUCGAUGGUCACCCCUACAACGACCACCUCCACAAGGCCACCACCGCCACCACCGGGGCCACGUGUCACCGGCCCUGCCCCGGUCCCGCGUGUCCUCCUUGUCGUCAACCCCCCAAGAGGUCCUUCGUCCACGCCGAGCUCUGCAGUCUCCUCCGGGCCACCCGAGGUCCCUUUGGGGACUGUCACAGCGUGGUCCAUCCCGGCAUCUUCUAUGACGUCUGCCUCCGGGAGCUCUGCGAGAGCCCUGGGGACAAAGAGGUCCUCAGCGAG